Nipponia nippon (crested ibis) is the source of this 579-nucleotide messenger RNA. Lineage: Eukaryota; Metazoa; Chordata; Aves; Pelecaniformes; Threskiornithidae. The record is from RefSeq and is a predicted model, not a curated record.
AUGGCUGCGCCAGCAACCCUGCAGCCCCGCCUCUGGCAUGGCGCCCCCGCGCCCCCGCUCCUCCUGACAGCUCUUGCCGCUGCCCUUGCCUGCCACCACCUGCGUCCCCACGAUGCCACCUUCCCCUGGGACAGCCUCCAGCUCCUCCAGGCCAUGGCUCCCAGCCCGCCACAGCCCUGCCACCACCAGCAUGUACCCUUCCCCUUCCCUGAUACCCUCCUCCACACUAAUCACCCACAGCAAGCCGCUGCCACUGCCCUUCGCAUCCUCCAGCAUCUCUUCGCCACCCUCAGCAGCCCGAGCACCCCCCACCACUGGGAUGCCCAGGCAUGCCACCACCUCCUCAAUAACCUCCAGCAUUACAAAGACGACCUGGAGCAAUGCAUGCCAGCCGAUGGGAUGUUCUUCAAAGGCCAAGGGCCCCGCAACCUGCUGCUCAACAUCAACAAAUACUUCAGGCACAUCCACGACUUCCUUCACAUCCACAACCACAGUGCCUGCGCCUGGGACCACGUCCGCCUCAAAGCUCGCAUCUGCUUCCAACGCGUGGACACGCUCAUGCAGCAAAUAAAGAGCUGA